This is a messenger RNA of Chanos chanos (milkfish), 3559 nucleotides long. It is a transcript of the gene eml1, whose product is annotated as EMAP like 1. NCBI's taxonomy places the organism in Eukaryota, Metazoa, Chordata, Actinopteri, Gonorynchiformes, Chanidae. The record is from RefSeq and is a predicted model, not a curated record. Gene Ontology annotation, cellular component: mitotic spindle. Gene Ontology annotation, biological process: microtubule cytoskeleton organization. Bases 236 to 2755 code for a protein of 839 amino acids. Gene Ontology annotation, molecular function: microtubule binding. The transcript has 24 exons.
GGAUUCAUCUAACUGUCAGGCCAUUCAGGAAAACAGGGUUGAAUUCUCGUGACCCGAGAGAGUGAAUGGGUUGCCAUGGUAACUGACACCGGCAGGCCGACCCCAGAAAAGUGGAUGUUGAACGAAGAGCGAGACGCCGUGGCUUGUGUGCGAAAGUAACGGGGACUCGCAGAAGAGACCGAGAGAAAGGAGGGGAAAAGGGAGGUAGGCUAGUUGAGGACAGCGGAGGUCUAGAAUGGAGGACGGAUUUUCCAGUUACAGCAGCCUCUAUGACACCUCCUCACUGCUGCAAUUCUGCAACGAUGACAGUGCGUCUGCGGCCAGCAGUAUGGAGGUGACAGACAGGAUCGCCUCUCUGGAGCAGCGCGUCCAGAUACAGGAGGACGAGAUCCAGCUCCUCAAGUCGGCACUGGCCGACGUGGUCCGCAGACUCAACGUCUCAGAGGAGCAGCAAGCCAUGCUCAGCAGGAAGGGACCAACCAAAGAAUCGACAGGGAUGAGAAAGUCUCUCUCUGCUGACUGCAGUGCUGGGAAAUCAGCCAGGCCCAUGAUGGCAGCCUUACCCCUGAGGCCAACGCUCAAUAACGGCUCUGUGUUACCAAAGAAGAGUGGAACACUACCCUCACCCUCAGGCACCAGGAAGGACACCAACUCACCAGCAACCAAGAGCACUGUGAGGAGAACCAGCUCCUCGGAGCAGGUAGGGACUCCAGGGAGAAAAGACAGCGGCGACUCCAAGACCAACCGCUCCCGGACCGCCUCCACCGGGAGCAACUCCAGCAGCAAGAGAGCGAGUGAAAGUAAACAGAGGGAUCCUGUGUUCAGUGCAGGGAUGCGCCGAGUGACGCAUUGCAAAGAUGAAGGGUAUGUCAAAAUGUAUUUGAAAGGACGGCCAAUCACCAUGUACAUGCCCAAAGACUUGGUGGAUUCCUAUUCGCUGGAGGCCAAAGCAGAACUGCCCUCACACAAACUGAAACUGGACUGGGUCUACGGUUACCGAGGGCGGGACUGCCGCUCCAACCUGUACCUCCUGCCGACGGGAGAGACGGUGUACUUCAUCGCCUCUGUGGUGGUGCUGUACAACGUGGACGAACAGCUACAGAGACACUACACAGGACACACUGACGACAUCAAGUGCCUGGCCGUCCACCCCGAUAAAAUCACCAUAGCAACAGGACAAGUCGCCGGCACCUCUUCAGACGGUAAACAGCUGGCUCCACACGUGCGGGUCUGGGACUCCGUCAGCCUUAACACCCUCCACGUGCUGGGCUCGGGCUUCUUCGACCGGGCUCUGGUCUGCCUGUCCUUCUCCAAGUCUAAUGGAGGCAGUAGUCUGUGUGUGGUUGAUGACUCAAACGACCAUAUUCUGUCAGUCUGGGACUGGCAGAGAGAGGAGAGACUUGCUGAUGUUAAGUGUUCAAAUGAGGCGGUAUUUGCCGCUGAUUUCCACCCCACAGACGCUAAUGUAAUCGUUACGUGUGGAAAGUCUCAUCUGUAUUUCUGGACUCUGGAGAGAGGCGUUCUAGUGAAGAAACAGGGCCUGUUUGAAAAACAAGAGAAGCCCAAGUUUGUCUUGUGUGUGACUUUUUCAGAAAACGGCGAUGCUGUUACUGGAGACUCCAGUGGCAAUAUACUUGUCUGGGGCAAAGGCAGUAAUCGAAUCAGCCACGUGAUUCAAGGUGCUCACGAGGGCAGCGUGUUCGCUCUGUGCAUGCUGAGAAACGGCACGCUUGUCUCGGGAGGGAAGGACCGCAAACUCAGCGCGUGGGAUGGGGACUAUCAGAACGUCCAAACCGUGGAGAUUCCUGAGUUGUACGGCCCUAUUCGCACUGUCGCCGAAGGACGGGGAGACACUGUGUUAAUUGGAACCACUAGAAACUACGUCCUCCAAGGAACGUUGGAUGGCGAAUUCACCCCCAUCACACAGGGACACACAGAUGAGUUGUGGGGUUUGGCUGUGCACCCGCUGAAACACCAAUUCCUCACCUGCGGUCACGACAAGCUCGUUAGCCUGUGGGACUCCGACACUCAUCAGCCUCUCUGGACCAAGACAAUGGAGGAUGCAGCCCAGUCUGCUGGUUUUCACCCCUCGGGGACGGUGGUUGCUAUAGGAACACAGUCAGGCAGGUGGCUGGCUCUGGAGACGGAGAGCAGAGAUCUGGUGACGGUACACACGGACGGAAACGAGCAGCUGUCAGUCAUGCGUUUCGCUCCAGAUGGCAAUUUCCUGGCUAUCGGAUCGCACGACAACUACAUUUAUAUCUACGCUGUCAGUGAGAACGGGAGGAAGUACAGCCGCGUGGGGAAAUGCUCAGGACAUUCCAGCUUCAUCACGCAUCUGGAUUGGUCAGUGGACUCGCAAUACCUGGUGUCUAACUCAGGGGACUAUGAAAUCUUGUACUGGAUCCCCUCCGUGUGUAAACAAGUGGUGAGUGUGGAAACGACCCGUGACAUCCAGUGGGCCACGUUCACCUGCACACUGGGCUUCUACGUCUUUGGCCUGUGGCCAGAGGGUUCAGACGGAACAGACAUUAACGCCGUCUGCAGGUCCAACGAGAAGAGACUCCUUGUCACCGGAGACGAUUUCGGAAAAGUUCAUCUUUUCUCUUUCCCCUGCUCGCAGUUCCGGGCCCCCAGUCAUGUGUAUGGUGGACACAGCAGUCAUGUGACCAACGUGAACUUUCUCUCUGAUGACUCUCAUUUAGUGUCGACAGGAGGGAAGGACAUGAGCGUCAUGCAGUGGCGUGUGGUGUAGGACACAGCCGGCAGGGACGGACGGACGGACUGACAGACGGACUGACGGACCACGCACGAUCAGACGGAUUGGACAGGCAGACAGAAAGCGUGUCCUCUACGGGAUAGGAAGGGAGGGGAAGAGAAACUUCCAGAAGUUUCGGUUGGAUCAACAAUCGUGGGGAAGCAGAGGCCUGGGCAACAAAUGAAGUAAUGACGUGAUUGGUUCCAUCGGCUGUCACAAUUAUGUGGUUCUCUAUAUUAUUUGUUAAUUCACAACUCAGGAAACUAGAAGUUUUGAAACCUCCAAAUGGACGGUCCCUCCCGAAAUCCUCACUCUGUGUGUUUGAGAAUACGCCUUCUAACCUUCAGAUCUGUCGCUCUCCUCACAAACACGCAAACUCUAGCAUACGGAGUUUGCCCUCGAAAUCAACGAUACUGCUUUCUCUUCACAAACCCAGACUAAAGCUGUAAAAAGUACUUACCAAGCACAUCAACCUGUGUUAGCUUAUUUUCCAGAGGGGAAAUUCAGUACAUUCAUCUUCAUUUGUCAGUACAGGGUUUCUUUGUCAUGUAUUCUAUAUUUUUGUUCUCGACACAGAUUCCGCUUUCAGACGUAUUUCGGUUGUGUCACAGUAAACUCAAAACCUGUUCAGUCUCUGUUAAUGUGGCCAAUGAUGAUUUUAAUGAUGACGACGACGAUGAUGAUGAUGGUGGUGAUGAUGAUGUCAGCUCAUCUUCAUGACAGUGUUCUCUGACUUACAUCUCUCCUGUGGCUGAAUUUCACAGUCAUACCCUAGCACCUUAAAGAAAUGUCUGAAACGAU